Podarcis lilfordi (Lilford's wall lizard) is the source of this 180-nucleotide messenger RNA. The record is from the annotation of a GenBank genome assembly. NCBI's taxonomy places the organism in Eukaryota, Metazoa, Chordata, Lepidosauria, Squamata, Lacertidae.
GCGAAUGUUGUUCCAAAGAGAUGGGCGAUGGGCUCCAUUGCCUUCGGUCAAUCGAAAUAAUUGAAAGAUUCAGAUCCCUGAAUCUGGAGUGGCAGAGGUGGGCACUGCAAUGUGGUAACACAAGCAAUCCGAGAGAAGCCAGCAAGAGCCCCAGGGCAAGUCCUCUUUUUUUGUGGCACA